Sinocyclocheilus anshuiensis is the source of this 1908-nucleotide messenger RNA. RefSeq names its product zinc finger protein 271-like. Gene Ontology annotation, biological process: regulation of transcription by RNA polymerase II. Gene Ontology annotation, cellular component: transcription regulator complex; PcG protein complex; chromatin. The transcript has 4 exons. Bases 130 to 1908 code for a protein of 592 amino acids. The record is from RefSeq and is a predicted model, not a curated record. Lineage: Eukaryota; Metazoa; Chordata; Actinopteri; Cypriniformes; Cyprinidae. Gene Ontology annotation, molecular function: RNA polymerase II cis-regulatory region sequence-specific DNA binding; DNA-binding transcription factor activity, RNA polymerase II-specific.
GCUCCUCCCACUGCAGUUCAGCAAUAAAUGCUGGAAUAUUCCCAUCAGUCUACAAGUGAAGACGAGCAUCAAAGCAUCAGGAAGAAGUGAAAUCUGCAGAGACAGAGUUUAUUGAAGGACAGAGAGAACAUGAGAGAUCCAGAACCCUGCAGAAUGAAACGCACUGAAGAACAAACAGAGUUGAUUGAAGAAAACGAGGGGAAUGAAGAACUGAGUGAAGAGAAGGAGAAACAUCAUGUCAAAACUGGAGAAAAACCCUCGAGUCGCUCUCAAACCAAACAGAAAGAUUUAAAGAAAAGAAGAGACAAGAAAUCUUUCACCUGCACUCAGUGUGGAAAGAGUUUGAAAUGCAAUAAAAGUCUCAAAGUUCACAUGAGGAUCCACACUGGAGAGAAACCAUACACUUGUGAUCAGUGCGGGAAGAGUUUUACACAAUCAUCAAAACUUAAGGAGCACAUGAACAUCCACACCAGAGAGAAGCUGUAUGAAUGUGAUCAGUGCGGAAAAACAUUUUUGUGGGCUUUAAGCCUGAAGUAUCACCUGACAGUUCAUACGAAGGAGAAACCACAUUCAUGUCCUUUGUGUGGAAAGUGUUUUUCACUGCUGCAAAGUUUAAAAGUACAUCAGAAGAGACAUACUGGUGUGAGAGAAUAUAUGUGCUUUGAGUGUGAGGAGACUUUUAUUAGAGCUGAUCAAUUGAAACUGCACCAGAUGAUCCACACUGGAGAGAAACCUUACAAGUGUUCACACUGCAACAAGAGAUUCAGUCUUUCAGGAGACCUGAAAAAACAUGAGAGGAUCCACACUGGAGAGAAACCUUACAAGUGUUCACACUGCAACAAGAGAUUCAGUCUUUCAGGAGACCUGAAAAAACAUGAGAGGAUCCACACUGGAGAGAAACCUUACAAGUGUUCACACUGCAACAAGAGAUUCAGUCUUUCAGGAGACCUGAAAAAACAUGAGAGGAUCCACACUGGAGAGAAACCUUGCAUGUGUUCACACUGCGACAAGAGAUUCAGUCAGUUAGGAGACCUGAAAAAACAUGAGAGGAUCCACACUGGAGAGAAACCUUACACGUGUUCACACUGUGACAAGAGAUUCAGUCAGUCAGAAAACCUGAAAGCACAUGAGAGGAUCCACACUGGAGAGAAACCUUACAUGUGUCCACACUGCGACAAGAGAUUCAGUCGGUCAAAUACCCUGAAAAGACAUGAGAGGAUCCACACUGGAGAGAAACCGUAUUCUUGUUCUUUAUGCGGAAAGAGAUUUUCACAGCUGCAUAUAUUAAAACUACAUCAGAAGAUACAUACUGGUGUGAGAGAUCAUAUGUGCUUUGAGUGUGAGAAGACUUUUUUUACAGCUGAUCAAUUGAAAGUGCACCAGAGGAUACACACUGGAGAGAAACCUUACAAGUGUUCACACUGUGACAAGAUAUUCAGUCAGUUAGAAACCCUGAAAAUGCAUGAGAGGAUCCACACUGGAGAGAAACCUUACAAGUGUUCACACUGUGACAAGACAUUCAGUCAGUUAGGAUCCCUGAAAAAACAUGAGAGAAUCCACACUGGAGAGAAACCUUACAAGUGUUCACACUGCGACAAGCGAUUCAGUCGGUCAGAAACCCUGAAAACACAUGAGAGGAUCCACACUGGAGAGAAACCAUAUUCAUGUUCUUUGUGUGGAAAGGGUUUUUCACAUCUGCAAAGUUUAAAAUUGCAUCAGAAGAUACAUACCAGUGUGAGAGAUCAUAUGUGCUUUGCGUGUGAGAAGACUUUUACUACAGCCAAAGAUUUGAAACGGCACCAGAGGAUUCACAUUGGAGACAAACCUUACAGUUUCAACUGUGAGAUUCAAAUCAACUCAAAGAUGGAUUUCCUCCCCAAAGAACAAUGUCUAAAAGUUGCUGUCUAA